AGUGCCACACCGCCUUGACUAGUGCAGAUAAACUAAGCGGUGGUGAUAUAGUUAAAUGUGUGCUACACUGCGGGGUGUUAUUGUUAAACUCUGUGUUUCUAAAUAUUUAGUGAACAUUUUUUAUUGGGAGUAAAAAAAACAAAAACAUUUGACUUGCUUUUGGAGGAGCGAAUGGCUCUCCUUGUGGGUGUCACUCAGGUCGGCUGCUUCCUGCAUUGACGGAGCACCGCUCGAAGAAGCCCUAAGUGGUGCUGCUCGCCUCUCAAUUGCCCCGAAUCUGAAAGACGCGGGGGGGGUGUUAACUUUACGGAGGGACGCCAGACGACUCCCGGUGAUGGCUCCUAAAAGACGACCCGUUCCGCUGAACAUUACGCCCAUAGGAGAAGGACAGGCCACGUCUAAUACCAUUGGUGCUGCAUCGGAAGCAAACCUAGAGGCCUUACAGAAAAAGCUGGGAGAGCUGGAUCUGGAUGAGCAGCAGAAGAAACGACUGGAAGCCUUCCUCACCCAGAAAGCCCAAGUAGGAGAGCUCAAGGACGAGGACUUCGACCCCAUUUGCGAGCUGGGUGCCGGCAAUGGAGGGGUGGUUAACAAAGUCCGUCACAAGCCGUCGGGUCUGGUCAUGGCUCGUAAGUUGAUUCACUUGGAAAUCAAGCCGGCCAUCAGGAACCAGAUCAUCAGAGAGCUGCAAGUCCUACAUGAAUGCAACUCCCCGUACAUUGUGGGUUUCUACGGCGCCUUCUACAGUGACGGCGAGAUCAGCAUCUGUAUGGAGCACAUGGAUGGUGGAUCCCUGGACCAGGUUCUAAAGGAGGCCCGAAAAAUUCCAGAGGAAAUCCUGGGGAAAGUUAGCAUAGCUGUUUUAAGAGGUCUGGCAUACCUGCGAGAAAAGCACCAGAUCAUGCACAGAGAUGUGAAGCCCUCCAACAUUCUGGUCAACUCUCGCGGGGAGAUCAAGCUGUGCGACUUCGGAGUGAGCGGCCAGCUCAUAGAUUCCAUGGCCAACUCCUUUGUUGGAACGCGUUCCUACAUGUCGCCGGAGAGACUGCAGGGCACUCACUACUCGGUUCAGUCCGACGUGUGGAGUAUGGGCCUGUCCCUGGUGGAGCUGGCGAUCGGCCGCUACCCCAUCCCCCCGCCAGAUGCCAAAGAACUGGAGGGCAUCUUCGGACGGGCUGUUCUGGACGGGAGAGAGGGAGAGCCUCACAGCAACAUGCAGAAGCCCAGACCACCAGGGAGGCCUGUAAGCGGACAUGGGAUGGACAGUAGACCUGCUAUGGCCAUCUUUGAACUUUUGGACUACAUAGUAAAUGAGCCUCCUCCUAAACUGCCACUUGGCGUAUUCACUAACGACUUUCAAGACUUUGUCACAAAAUGCUUGAUUAAAAAUCCAGCCGAGAGAGCCGAUCUGAAGAUGCUGAUAAAUCACAUAUUCAUCAAGCGAUCUGAAGUGGAAGAAGUGGACUUUGCCGGCUGGUUGUGCAAAACCAUGGGUCUCAACCAGCCCAGCACUCCCACCCGCAGCACUGAGUGAAAGCCCCCCCGCGCCCUCACGUCAGCACUGCCUUACCUCUGGGUCUUUUUUGCUUGCAUACACAUAAGUUAUGUUGUACAUACUCAGGCCGUCACACACGUUUUGGCACUUUUCUCUUGUUUUUGGGCGUCAAACGAUUUCUGGCUUCCUCUCAUGUAUUUCUUCACCAGCAGCAGGGCUCUCGAGUGGUCGUACUGUAUGUAAGACCACCGCUUCACCAGGCCAGUGUCAUGCUUCCAUUGGGCUGCAGGGGAGUGGAUGUUAGCGUUAAGAAGCUGCCAGUAUGUGAUUGUUUUAUAUUAGAUGUUCUGUACGAAUCUUUUCUAUGGCAACAGUUAAUGGCUGGUGGGUUAUAUUUUAAUAAUUCACCCACUGUGGAGAUUUGACACACAUUAUCUUGCGUAAUCUUAAUACUGUAGGCUAACUGCAGCAAUUUUCAUUUACUCACCCAUGUUGUCAAACGACCUGAAACGAUUUGCCAUAUUGUAAUUACAUUUGUUGGCGAUGGAGUCGAAUGGGAGAUGGGCACACCUAUAGUCACUUUUUUUGGUGUACUCACUCUGAGGAUCACUUUGUGAACAAUGUCACAAACCAAAGAGGGUACUCGCACUAUCAAUGCCUGAUAGAUUUUUCUUUGGUUUCCACUUCUGCACAUUAGUGAACAGUGUAUCGUAUGUUUCAUUCAGCCGCGUUGUUUCCUCAUACAUUUCAAUCGCCCUCUAAUGGGGGGAUGGAGGCACCCACUGCGGAGGCCUAGAAAUACUAUUGACAAAACAGUGAUCAAAAUGCAUUCACGGGAUGCUAUAGCAUGGUUUAUCUUUCUUAUUACUGUACCUGUAUUUUGUUUCAUGGUGCGGAUGAUCAGCUGGUGUGUUGACGAGAACCCUCUGUAGUAUCGAUAUGAAACUUCAAUCAUUUGUUUUUUUGCUGAUACUUUGUCUUCUCUGUCGUGGAUCUGUACUUUCCCUACCCUUUCCUGAAGUGUAUUUGGUUCCCGCCGCACUGCAAGCGUGUCUCUCUCAUUCUCGGGACAAAGCCAGCAGAAUUGGACUGUGCAUUUGGGGGAGGACUUUGGCUUAAAUGCGAACACCUUUUACCCAAGCUGCAGUAUAAUUACAAACUGACUUCUAGUGGAACUUAAGCUUUAAGCAAACGUUUACGUAGUACAAAAAAAAAUGGGUUUAGGCGGAGAAUCCUAACCCGGUUCAGUGUCGGUUACACGGUGGUGGUGUCGCUAGCCUGCUGUUACUGCUAGAGCGCUUGUAUUUUUCCUUGCUUUUUGGCUGCCCUCUAUUCUCCAACCUCCACCAAACAAUGUGCAUUCAGUUCAGAGCAAAAUGGAUGCAUCGACACUUGUAUGCGUGCAAAUAUACAAAAAUUACAGGACUAUUUUCCAGUCUUAAUUUACAAAUUGAGUUUGAUUUAUGUAAAUGACAAGGAAAAUAGUCAUUUCUUUCGAAAUAUAAAAAUGUGUUGGAAAUGGUUAUAAUGUAUAAAAAUAAAAAAUUAUUUGUGAAGGUA
Molecule: messenger RNA, 3055 nt
Organism: Entelurus aequoreus (snake pipefish)
Lineage: Eukaryota; Metazoa; Chordata; Actinopteri; Syngnathiformes; Syngnathidae
Gene: map2k2a
Product: mitogen-activated protein kinase kinase 2a
Exons: 12
Coding region: 335-1534 (399 amino acids)
Biological process (GO): protein phosphorylation
Molecular function (GO): protein kinase activity; ATP binding
Source: RefSeq, a predicted model, not a curated record